Molecule: messenger RNA, 6548 nt
Organism: Ruditapes philippinarum (Manila clam)
Lineage: Eukaryota; Metazoa; Mollusca; Bivalvia; Venerida; Veneridae
Exons: 5
Coding region: 127-3078 (983 amino acids)
Biological process (GO): activation of GTPase activity; regulation of autophagosome maturation
Cellular component (GO): autophagosome
Molecular function (GO): GTPase activator activity
Source: RefSeq, a predicted model, not a curated record
UAGUUUUCAUCGCUGAAAGAUUGCAUCGAUUUAUGACGUCUAAUUUUGUUUCCAUAAAAUGAAUUUUCAUUCCACUGUUAUUCUAAUUUACUUAAAUAUUUAAACAGAUAUAUAAAUUUUGCAAUUAUGUCUGGAUUCUACGGUAUAGAUAAUAAUCGGGAAGUGAUCAGGGUGCAUGUCAAAAAAUGCGAUGGUAUGAUGCAGCCUGAAUCAAAAAAGUUUUCCAUCGACCCGCAGAUUACAUCAUUUGAAAUGUUGAAUAAUCUACUCGCAAAAGCUUUUGAUAUCAAAAGUGACUUCACAAUUAGUUACCUGUCACAAGAUGGAGGUCAAGACGUAUACCUAAGUAUGCUGUCAGACUGGGACAUGGAUGCAGCAUUCCAGAAUGCGUCAGAUCCUUGUCUUAAACUGAAAGUGGAUCUCAAACCAUUUGAUGAAACGCUAGAAGAUUGGGACGUCAUUGCCCCUGUGGAGAUACCUCAGUAUCGUAUGGCAUUCCUUGACAGGGGGACAUUCUUAGGCAAUAUUACUGGUACCAUCUCCAACAGAGUGGAAAGAACUGUCUCCACAGUGCAAAGAGUCAUUGGUAUUAAGUCGGAAGAUGAGCAUUUGUAUCGACCAAUCAAAUCUCCUAUGACAGAUAUGGAAUUCCGUAAUUAUCUCGACUCAGACGGGCACAUGGUCAAACCGGAAGAAUUCAGGUUGAGUAUAUACCAGGGUGGGAUAGAACCUUCAUUACGAAGAGUUGUAUGGCGCCAUCUUCUUAACAUCUUCCCCAAAGAUAUGUCAGGUAGAGAAAGAUUUGAUUAUAUGAAAAAGAAAGAGAAAGAGUAUUUUGAGCUUCGGGACAAAUGGAGAAAUUUAUUCAGUACGCGACAGGUGUCUGAGGAAGCUAAGCAUGUAGCAAGUCUUGUGAAGAAAGAUGUUUUACGGACAGAUAGAACGCAUAAAUAUUACUCGGGUGGCGAUGAUAGUAAAAACUUGGUAGCUUUAUACAAUCUGUUAGUGACGUAUGCAUUGACGCAUCCUGAGGUGUCGUACUGUCAAGGCAUGAGUGAUAUAGCGUCUCCAUUAUUGGUUGUGCAGAAAGAAGAGGCGCAGGCGUACUUGUGUUUCUGUGGCUUGAUGAAAAGACUGCGUUCAAAUUUUAUGUAUGACGGGGAGGCGAUUACAACAAAGUUACAACAUUUAUCUACUCUUGUGCAAUUUUACGAUCCAGUAUUCAAUGCUUAUAUGAAAAGUCAUGGGGCGGAAGAUUUAUUUUUCUGUUAUCGCUGGCUUCUGUUAGAGAUGAAAAGGGAGUUUCCAUUCGAAGAUGCACUUUAUAUGUUAGAGGUGAUGUGGAGUACACUUCCGCCAAAUCCACCCGAAGGUCAGCUUGAAAUUUGUGAUGCAGAAUAUUGUCCGGCCUUGUUGAUGUCAGUCUCCCCAAACUCGCCUUCCUAUGGCUUGAAAACACAGUAUGCACAUUUGCUUGCUAAACGAAGGCUGUCAACAGUUCAUGUAAAAGAAAGUUCCGACCAGAAGGUUUGCAAAUCACCAAAAUCAGUGUGUUCAUCAUUAGCUGAUAAAAGACUCGACAAUGUUAAAGAAGGAAAUUGUGAAUCUGUUGCAAGUGAUGGAAAUGAAAAAGUCAGAUGUCAUGAAUCACAAAACUGUAUAGGAAAUAAUUGUGAAAGCAGCUCUUCUUCUGAAGAGGCUGUGCCAACAUCAAAGCAGAAUGGUUCCAUAUUGUCAGAAAAAGAAGAUUCUCACAAUAAAUGUGAGAACACAAAUAUUUCGAAAGAGGCAAAAAAUGAAAAUGGGAAAGAAAGCAGCAGUACUGAAACUGAUGAAGGGGUUGCCAACACAAGCAGUGGAAGUAGUAACAGUUCCUCGUACAUGUCUGCUUCUCAGUCAAUUGAGAGAUUUCCUAGUCUAAUAACAGCAAGUGUUGAAGAUAAAACUGACUACGACUCAGAGGCUGAGGUUUUAUCUUUAAGUGAAAGUAAAACGCUAACUGAGACAGGUUCAUUGGUUGAAAACAAAUUUUCGGUUACAAAAAAUAAUAACCAGUCUGCAGACAGGCAGGAAGUGAUUUUCACUGGACACAGUCAAGUUUCUGAAUCUGAGGGAGAAAGUGAAGACCAAGCACAGUUUCAUUUAUCUCUAGAUGACACUGACAAACAACAUGAUAAGACAAAGAAUAACAUUCCUCAAAUCAAAGGGUCUUUUUUCAGUGGUAUGAAAAGAAUUCUUUCGUCUCCAAAAAAGCGACCUGGACAAGCGCAGAGAUUCAACGGAAAUACACUGGUUCAGAAACAAGAUCUUAAAAAAGAGACAAAUACAGUCAAUUCUAACACAGAAAGUAAUGGUCUUAAACUGUCACCUAAAAACGGAGAUGAGCAUACCUUGUUUGAGGUGAAUCGAAUGAUCAAAAGCAUGACAUCUAUUCCAAAAGAACCUGCUGAUUCUGAUAGUGGGACUGGUUCCCUAACAUCGUCAACAAAUUCGCUACACAUACAUGGUAUUAAAAAUAGGAGCGUCAGCCAGAGUAGUGACAUUGAACAGAAAAAUAUGAAAAAAACUUUUGAAGUUUUGACACAAGAUCAGAAAGACUUCUUCGACAAGAAAUACAAAGAAACGGUAUGUGAGAUUCCUAAAGCGAAAAAAGAUUUAGGAACGCUGUGCUCUGAUAAUACACCUUCAUUCUGUGUCGAUCAUUUCGACAUUCAAAGUGACGAUACUGCAAGAACUGACGAGUCUAAGGAUGCUAAUGGAAUCAGUGACUGUAUAGAGGCGACAGAUCCUGAUGAAGGGAAGCUUGACAGAUUCAAGCAGCUGCCUUCACCGGAUGAGUUUGGAUACGGGAAUCCGUUCCUCAUGUUUCUUUGUCUAACUGUGUUGAUACAGCAUCGGGACGUGAUCAUGAAGAGUGGGAUGGAAUACGAUGAGUUAGCGAUGUAUUUUGACAAAAUGGUACGGAAACAUAAUGUGAAUAAGGUUCUUCACCAGACAAGACUUUUGUAUACAGAGUACAUUCGAAUGCAACAGAAAUUGCUUGAGGAUGAUGACGUGGCGGAAGACUUUAAUGUAUGAGAAAAAAAUUGUAGAUUUUUUUAACAUAUGCUGAAAAAUAGAAACUAUUACACUAGUCAAAUUUCAUUAAACUAUGAGUGCAUGUGAAAUUUUCAAAAGAAAUGAAAUUUUUAUGAUGCAUAUUAUACUGUGAGACAUAUACAGAUAUUUUUUUUCUUUUUCAAAAAAUUAUACUUCAAAUUUGAAACUAUAAUUUCAUAACUAUGAUUUAACUACAGAUUUUUAAAAAGUUUUUUAAUUGGAGUAUUGAGGCAUGCGAUUAUUGCUUCAAAAAGAUUUUUUUUUACAUGAUUACUCACUCUUUAUCAACAUAUUUUUUUUUAAACCUUUGUCUUUCUUCUAAUAUUAUUAGAAAACGGGGUCCAAAUUUCUGGAAUGUUUUGUUAGGAGUGAAAAAUCGUUGCAAGGGGUUACAUUGUGAAGUGCCAUAGCCGUCACAAAACUAAUUUUUUUGUGCAAUAAUAAUCAUUGUUAGCCGUAUUACAUAGAAUACUGCCAAUAAAGCUGAAACUUAGAAGGUAUUGAUCUUCAACUUUAAAUAAGAUUUGUGUAAUGCAAGAUUCCUUUUUUUUCUUGAAGUAAAUUUGAACAAAGGAAGGACCAUCUUUCUUUUUUUAAUUAGAAUUUGAAGAUUUCAUUACCAGCUUAAAAAUAUAUAAAAUUUAACAAAAGAUAAAUUAUUUUUUUGGUAUUCUCAAAUUUUUUUCUUGGUUAAAUUUAAAUGUACAGUGUUUAUUCAGCUGUUUUUUGUUGGUUUAUUUUUGCUUCUAAACAUUUAUGCUGAAUUAUUAAGUUUGAAGUUGUAAGUUUUCACGAAAUUUACAAGAAAAAAAUAUGUGAAAUUGUAUACAUGUUUUUGUAUUGUUUGCUGUGGGUGUAUUGUACAUGUACGGUAUGCUUUACAUUUAUUGUGACACACAGCUAAAUGUGCUUUUUCACAAUGCUUGUCAAAAUCAUAAAUGCUAGAUAUUGUGAUGUCAGUAUACAUCAAGUAUGAUUUGAUGUCAGGGUAUGUUAAAUAUGAUUUGAUGUCAGGGUAUGUUAAGUAUGAUUUGAUGUCAGAAUACGUUGAGUAUGAUUCAAAGUGACAUUUCCAAUAUUGUUCAUUCUACUUUCAAGGUAAAAAAAAACAACUGGGUAAACCUGAGAGUAUAGGCAUAUUUAAGUGAAUGCCGUUUGGGUACAUACCCUCUGGAUUUUUAUGCCCCCUGCCAUUAGAAUUUAUAAGUCCAUAAGUUAAUCAUGCAUGAUUGGUAACACAUAAGCAACAUAAGAAGUCUAUGUGUUAUGUAGAAGUGUAGAAAAUCCUUGUUAGUAUGUCACAACAGUGGAUUGAACUUGGGGCAGUUCUCACAUACAAUUUUUUUUCAAAACCCAGCGCUAACAUGGUUAUAUUUUUAGUACUCAUUACAUUAAUAUUUGGUUUGUACUAAUAUUUCAGUAGUUAAGCAUUGCCCUUAAACUUACCGGUACAUAUUAAGGUGAAAAGAAAAUACUAAUAUUUGUCAGCUUAUUGCCCAUGUUGCAGAACAUCAGUGUCACAUGGACACAUGUCUUGUUUUAUUCUGGAUAUUUUUUUUCGGUUUUUGUUUCAUUGGAAAUACCUUUAUAUAGCUGGAGAAACAAGAAUUUUAUAGUCCCACAGUGUUAUCGCUAGACUGCAUGUCGACUUAAACACCACCAAAAUUAAAAACUGACUAACCCUAUUCCUCGUAAGAACAUUUUACAUAAUGAAUAUGCAUAUUUAUGCAUGACCUCUGUUGUAAAGGUCAUUUUGGAAUGAAUUUUUUGAUAAGAUAUCAUUUAUCAUAAGAUCAUUUGAGAGACUGUCAUUGAUAUGGAUUAAAAAUGCGUUAAAGUUGUGCAUUUCAAUUCAUUUGGUCGAUAGACAUGUACAUGUAUAUUCUGUUUCGUAAUUAAUUACUAUGUAUAUUUUGUUUAAGAAUAAGUUAAUAUGUAUAUUUUGAUUAAGAAGAAAUCAGUACAUGUAUGUAUAUUUUGAAUUAAUCAUUCCUUGAGAUUAUUUAUUUGCUAUAAGCGAGUAAAAAUCUGGCAUAUAUUAUGCCACUGUUCAUUUUUUAUAAUUAUGGAAGAAGCCUUUAACCACAUAACAGUUAGAUAUAUUUUCCCAAUCAUAAGUAAGAACAAAAGGGGCCAAUAUAGAUUUGCCAUUAUAUUAAAAGACCCUUUUCAUUUUUCAAAGUAGCCUAGACAUUCUGGAAACAUUCAACCAUUAAUUAAAUUGAUAGAAUUAAUGGCUCAUCUUCCUUUAGUUUCAAAAUUGUAAUCAAUUUGCUUCUUCUCCAUGGAAAUUGAGUCAUAUUUGUUAAAACAGAUUUUGUUUUAGUUUUGCUUAUUCUCCAUGGAAAUUGAGUCAUAUUUGUUAAAACAGAUUUUGUUUUAGUUUUAUAGUGUAGGAUGUUAUAAUUAUGCUAACUGGGACAGAAGCUAAUAGAAACACUCUCAUGCUUAGUCAAAUUGCAUAACGAGGAAUGGUUGGAGUCUAAAUUUCCUCUAUAUGUUGUGCCAGAAAAGGCAGUUGUGUUGGCAUUUAAAAUAUGGAGAAAAAAAUGUUGAAUUAGCCUAGUGUCGAGUUUUAUUAUAAUACUAGCUCAAUCUAUAAUAUCUCUCCACAUUUAGAUUGAAUACUCAUGAAUGUAGCUGGUAAACUGUCAUUAAAUUUAUUUUGGUCAUUCUAACAGAAAGAGGGCGUUUUGACUUGAUUAGUAAUGCCUUUGAUUGUUGUUUGUUAGUUUAUCUGUAGGUCAAACCUUGUUUUGUAUAAUUUACAACUAAAGAAUGCUUGGGCUUUCAGUUGGUUGACCUUGACUAGAAGAUGACCCUUUUUGAUCUUGAGGUCAGUUGUUUGUAGGUCAAGGUCAUCUUGACCAUAAAAACUUGUCAGACAAAUAACUAAAGAGGGGUUUGGCUUAUGAGCCUUAGAUUGGUGGGGAGGUUGGUUUUGACAUAUAAAUGACCCCAAUUGCUUGUGGAGGUCAGUUAGUCAAAGGUCAACGUCAUUCCGUGGCAUUCUAUUCUUUUGAUUUCUUUUGUUAUGUAUAUAGGCCAGUGCAAGUAAAAACAAUUGUUGUUUUAUUUUUCUUGUAUUGACCCUUAUGUAAUUGCUAUAUGAGGUGAUAAAUUUGUCCCAAAUUUUUAUGAAUGUAUGAUUGAUCACCUUUAUCAUGUGUUUAUUGAACAACAAUUUUUAUGCCAUGACCAGUUUCUGUAUAGAUUGAUGUAAUAUAUGUUUUACUUAGCAAUUUUUUUAGUUCUUCAAAGGAUCUAGUAUUUUGAGGUGUUUUGAAAAAAAAACUUACAGAUUUUUUCUAUGCAAAAGUGAAGAUACAAACAAGAUAUUAUAUGACAGUUAAAGUGAUGUCAUCCUAAAAUAUCUGUUUUCUGUAUGUCCCAAAUCUUUAAACAUAAAAUGUUCUUUCUUGGUCUAAAUAUCCCUAAUGCGGAUAUUG